AUGUUGGCGCUGCUAUCCGCACUGCGAACCCAAGCGUGCCUCAUUAGAAGACAGUCGACCGUCGUUCAUCCUUCUCUCAAAGCAACCAUCACCACGUCAACUGCACGCAACAUGUCGAAGCCCGCUCCUGGACACAAAGACGCCACGUACCACACCGAGUGCACGGGCCAAGCGCUAGAGACCGUCAAGGCGCACUCUUCGCCCUCGGAACUCACCCUCUUUGGUGCCUGCUUCUGCCCCUUUGUGCACCGCGUCUGGAUCGCCCUCGAGUAUUUGCAAGCUCCGUACCAGUACCGCGAGGUGGAUCCGUACAAGAAACCAGCCGAUCUGCUCGAGCUGAACCCCAAGGGUCUCGUCCCUGCGCUCAAGCUUUCCAACGGCAAGGGUCUGGCAGAGUCGACCGUCAUCCUGGAAUACAUCGACGAAAAGUACGGCGGUGGCAAAGGAGGCAAGUCGCUUCUUCCUCCUCUGUCGGACCCAUAUGACCGCGCUGUGUACCGUCUUGCAGUGGACAAGGUCAACCGCACCUUGAUCCCGUCCUUCUACCGCUACCUGCAGGCGCAGGAGGUGGAGGCACAGCUCGAAGGUGCCAAGGAGUUUACUUCAAACCUCGCCGACUUUGUCCGCUCCAUGCCAGGCUCGAAAGGAUUCUGGAACGGACAAGGCCUCUCAAUCGUCGACUGCACUGUCGCUCCCUGGCUGUAUCGAGCCACCAACGUGCUGCGCCACUUCCGCGGCUUCGAGCCCAAAGAGCUACUGGAGCCGGAGCUCUUCGAGCGCUGGGAAAGCUGGUCUAGCACCGUGUUCGAGCACGAUGCUUUCAAGGCAACCACUUCUACGGACGAUCUCUACCUCGACUCGUACGUGAGAUACUCGCAGAAUCGCCCCAUGACGUCGCAGGUGGCCGAUGCCAUCAACAAGGGACGCGGCUUGCCCUGA
This is a messenger RNA of Moesziomyces antarcticus, 939 nucleotides long. Its product is annotated as glutathione transferase. The record is from RefSeq and is a predicted model, not a curated record. Gene Ontology annotation, cellular component: cytoplasm. The coding region runs from base 1 to 939 and encodes 312 amino acids. The transcript has 3 exons. NCBI's taxonomy places the organism in Eukaryota, Fungi, Basidiomycota, Ustilaginomycetes, Ustilaginales, Ustilaginaceae.